Molecule: messenger RNA, 2166 nt
Organism: Trichogramma pretiosum
Lineage: Eukaryota; Metazoa; Arthropoda; Insecta; Hymenoptera; Trichogrammatidae
Gene: Hacl
Product: 2-hydroxyacyl-CoA lyase 1
Exons: 9
Coding region: 88-2010 (640 amino acids)
Biological process (GO): fatty acid alpha-oxidation
Cellular component (GO): peroxisome
Molecular function (GO): magnesium ion binding; catalytic activity; thiamine pyrophosphate binding
Source: RefSeq, a predicted model, not a curated record
GUCGUAUCGAGGCUCGGUCGCGAUCGAUCUCAUCGCGAUUUUCAACUGCAUCGCGCGCGAACAAAUAAUAAAAAAAAACAAAAGCAAAUGUCAUUGUCAGGCUGGACAGGCUCGAAUCUGCGUACUGCGCUGCAACGUCAGUUGUUCCGUCCCCGGCGACAAGUGCAACAGCAGCAGCAGCAGCAGCAGCAGAAGGUCGUUGCGCGUCAAUUACUCUGCAACGCAGCCGAGCACGUAAUAAUUCGCCGAGCAGCGACUAGUAGUGGCAGUAGUUUUAGUGCCGCUCGCGAGAUCGACGUGAAAAUGACAGACACCGACGGUGACAAUGUCCUGGCCGAGGCUCUCAGGGAUCAGGGACUGCAAUACGUAUUCGGCAUCAUGGGCCAUCCGGUGAUCGAGCUGUCGCUGGCCCUGCAAGCCGCUGGUUUGCGCUACCUCGGCUUUCGCAACGAACAGGCCGCUUGUUACGCCGCUCAAGCCUAUGGCUACCUUACCAGAAAACCUGCAGCUGUGUUGUGCGUAUCGGGACCAGGAGUACUUCACGCGAUCGGGGGCAUGGCCAACGCUCAAGUCAAUUGCUGGCCAGUUUUGGUCUUGGGUGGCUCCUGUCCCCAAGACCACGAGGGCAUCGGAGGCUUUCAGGAAUGGUCGCAAGUCGAAGCGGCCCGACCCUACUGCAAAUACUCGGCGCGACCGCCCUCGGCUGCUCUCAUACCCUUGCACGUCGAGAAAGCCGUGAGACUCGCUACUUAUGGCAGACCAGGUGCGGCUUACUUGGAUUUGCCGGCGACUUUGUUGAAGCAGAAAGUGGACUCGUCCAGGGUGGUCCGAGUGAAGCCCGUGCCGGAGCCACCCCUCGCCUAUCCGGACGCGAGCCUCAUCGAGCAAGCCGCCGAUCUCAUCCGGAACGCCGAGAAGCCGCUGCUGAUCGUCGGCAAGGGGGCGGCUUACGCUCGGGCCGAGUCGGCGGUUCGCGAGCUCGUCUCCGACACCGGCAUCCCCUUUCUGCCGACGCCCAUGGGCAAGGGCGUCGUGCCCGACACCGACGUCAACUGCGUCGCGAGCGCCAGAUCCUCGGCGCUGCUGCAGAGCGACGUCGUCGUGCUGCUCGGGGCCCGGCUCAACUGGAUGCUGCACUUCGGCAAACCGCCCAGGUACAGGCCCGACGUCAAGUUCGUCCAGGUGGAUCUCUGCGCCGAGGAGCUGCACAACUCCGUUCAGGCCAGCGUGGCCAUACAAGCCGACGUUGGCCCGGCUGCCCGACUUCUCGCCAAGGCUUUGAGAGACAGGCGUUUCAAGCUUUCCAAAAAUCAUGCUUGGUGGAACGAACUCAACGCAAAAGGAAAUAAAAAUAAACAAAUACUAAACGAAAUGAGCAAAGAUGUCAGUGAGCCACUGAAUUAUUAUGCAGUGUUCAAAACCAUACAAGACUUCAUUCCAGACAAUUGUUUGAUUUGUUCUGAAGGAGCAAACACAAUGGACAUUGGUAGAACAAUGCUGCUGAAUAAUCUUCCCAGGCAUAGAUUGGACGCUGGUACCUUUGGUACUAUGGGAGUAGGAUUAGGCUACUCAAUAGCUGCUGCGCUUUAUUGCAAAGAUAAUCAUCCAGAAAAAAGAGUAUUAUGUGUAGAAGGCGACAGCGCAUUUGGAUUUUCAGGCAUGGAAUUGGAAACUAUGUUCAGAUAUAACUUACCAAUAAUUCUCAUAGUUGUUAACAAUAAUGGCAUUUACGGUGGAUUUGAUAUUGAAACUUACAAUACCAUUAGAUCAGCUGGCGAUGCAUCAGAUGUAACACCGCCUAAUACUCUUACACCAAAUUCCCAAUAUGAUAAAAUGAUGGAGAUGUUUGGCAAAAGAGGACACUUUUGUAAAACUAUUGAAGAUAUUAAGACUGCUUUGAAAGCUAGCUUUAAGGUUCAAGAUGGUCCUUCAUUAAUAAAUAUUAUGAUUAAUCCACAAGCAGAUCGCAAAGAACAAGCUUUUAGUUGGUUAACAGAAUCCAAACUGUGAUAUAAUAAAAAAAUAAAUUUUAUUUCUUAUGGUGCCACGGAUGAAUACAUUUUUAUAAAGGUUUUAUAGUUAUCACUUUUUUGUAAAGUUUGUUUAUACAAAAUAUAUAAAAAAAAUAAAAAAAAUAAGCUACAAGGUUUAUAUCAAUUUCUUUCA